GUUUUCACAAAUGAAUAGGAUAUUAUUUUACUAUAAAUCCCGCAAAAAUCGCGAAGGAACCAUUUUAUUUUGUUGAUUUUAUUUUUACCGCAUAAUUUCCCUUUUCGACUUACGUCAGUGCUGCCAACUUUUCAAAAUAGUUUUAGCAUAAAUGGGAUGAAACAAGAAGGCUCUACGAUCUAACGUAAGAAAUAAAUUUUUAUGCUGAACAUGGAUCAAACUAAUGACAUUCCAAUAUAUGACAUGGAGCGAGGCCCUGAGUACACGGACCUGGAUAAGCAGAACAUUCUAGCAUCUAUACUCAAAGAGCCUUUAGAUGAUAAUUUGGAUAUAGGGGAUUCUGAACGUAAUGUGCUGGAAGAUGAGCAGGUACUACCCUCAGAUGGUGAGAUUUCAGAAUUGGAUGAGAUUGAACCAAAGAAGAUGAAAGGAUCAAAACCACGGAUAAGAUGUCAUGAAUGCCAAAGGUUUACAACAGACAAUGAAGAGAAGAUGGUCCGUCACAUCCGCAAGAACCAUCAGGGCCAGAACCCCUUUCAAUGCACCAUGUGCGACUACACCACAUACAACAAGUCUGUGUUCGAGGAGCACAUUCGCGUUCACAAGGGUAUAAAACCGUUUAAGUGCUCUUUCUGCCCAUACCGCAGUGCUUCCAAGAAAAACAAAAACAAACACGAACUGAUCCACAGACAAAAUAACCCAUUGAAGUGCGACCUAUGCCCCUUCAUAGCCCACCAUUACAGUUCCCUACAGUGCCAUAAAGAGAAACACGAGAAAGGUCAAUUGGAUGGAAAAACUGAACUGACAGAUUUGAAAUGUGACGUGUGCUGUUUCGAAUUCCCAACAGAGAUGGCGCUACAGAGACACAAGAACAGUAAAAGCCGCGUCUGCGACGUGUGUAGUGCAACGUUUUGCUCGUCAUAUUAUCUCAAGAAACACAAGUCUAUAUGUCACGAUGUGCGCAAUGAGAUGUUUCAGUGUGCAGUGUGUGGGUGGACCGGGUCUAUGAAGGUGAAAGUGUUGUUACAUUUAGUACAUCACCCGCGACAAGAGGUUGAUGAGAGUCUGUAUGAUGUGUCUGUGUUGAGGAGACACGGGAUCAUGAAAUAAGACUCUGUGUUUAUUACGGAACUAAUAGGUAGUUAAAAUAAAAUACUAGGAGCUAAGAAUUAGAUAAUUCUAUUUUUCUUUGUUCUUACAAAUUGGUAUACUGAAAAACAGAAAUCGAAUGACAGAAAAAAAAACUAGAUUUGUAGUCCGCGCGCAGGAAUCAUAUUUAAAUUGUCAUGUUCGAUAGCCAUUGGCUGCUGCGCGAGGGGUCGCGGGCGGGACGUGCCUAGUGUUGUGGUGUAUUGGCGCAGACACUCUGUGCACCCCGUAAUGGACACGGACGUAAAUAGUAAUUAAAUUAUUCAAAGGUUACAGUGAGAUCUUUGUGUAUUAAUAGGUUAGAAUGAAACAUAAAACACGUGGCACGUCAUCGCGUCUACACGUUAUGUCCUUAUUGCACACGACGCGUUUACAGUAUGGGAAAAAGAGACAGCAUGAGUGUCCUCAGUACUUAGUAACCUGCUACGUGUUUGUAUUUUUCGUGGUGGCUUCUGGUUAGUUAAUUAUCUUCAAGGUAGGAUAUAAUAAGGAACAACUUAUUGUACAUUACAGUUCUUAUUUUUUUUUACCUUAUUUAUUUUUUCUUAAUUUGUGAUCAUUUUUGUGUAAGACGGCCAGUGUGUUGUAUCUACAGAUCAUGUAUUAGAAUUUAGUUAGGUCGAAGUACUUACUAAAUCCAUGGUGCAGAUGUAUAUAAUAUACAAUGUGACCUGUGUAUACCACAGACAAUGCGAUCCAAACAAAUAAUAUUAGUGUCUAAUUCAUAUUGUAGUUGAAAGAAAACGUCAUUUGUAUCAAGUCCAUUUAGAAAAAAGUAUUUAUCAGAAUUUAAGUUUUUAAGGUUAUAAGAUUUUAAGUGAUAAAUAAAUGUGUUUUUUUUUAUUAAA
This is a messenger RNA of Plodia interpunctella (Indianmeal moth), 1997 nucleotides long. Its product is annotated as zinc finger protein 64-like. NCBI's taxonomy places the organism in Eukaryota, Metazoa, Arthropoda, Insecta, Lepidoptera, Pyralidae. The record is from RefSeq and is a predicted model, not a curated record. Bases 202 to 1110 code for a protein of 302 amino acids. Gene Ontology annotation, molecular function: RNA polymerase II cis-regulatory region sequence-specific DNA binding; DNA-binding transcription factor activity. Gene Ontology annotation, biological process: regulation of transcription by RNA polymerase II. The transcript has 5 exons.